Molecule: messenger RNA, 10564 nt
Organism: Dermochelys coriacea (leatherback sea turtle)
Lineage: Eukaryota; Metazoa; Chordata; Testudines; Dermochelyidae
Gene: ANKS1A
Product: ankyrin repeat and sterile alpha motif domain containing 1A
Exons: 27
Coding region: 68-3772 (1234 amino acids)
Cellular component (GO): cytosol
Molecular function (GO): protein binding
Source: RefSeq, a predicted model, not a curated record
GGCGGGCGCUGGCGGCGCUCGGUGGCGGCGGCGGCGGUUCGCGGGUCCCGGCCGGCGGGGCCGGGCCAUGGGGAAGGAGCAGGAGCUGCUGGAGGCCGCCCGCACCGGCAACCUGCCCGCCGUGGAGAAGCUGCUCUCGGGCAAGCGCCUCAGCUCGGGCUUCGGCUCGGGGGGCGGCGGGGGCGGGGGCGGCGCCGGGGGGCACCCGCUCUCCAGCCUGCUCAGCAUCUGGAGGGGACCAAAUGUGAACUGUGUUGACAGUACUGGAUACACUCCGCUGCACCACGCUGCUUUGAAUGGCCACAAGGACGUGGUGGAAGUUCUGCUGAGGAAUGAUGCGCUAACCAAUGUGGCGGAUUGCAAAGGUUGUUACCCUCUUCACUUGGCAGCCUGGAAAGGAGACGCAGAGAUAGUAAAACUUCUCAUUCAUCAGGGACCCUCCCACACUAAAGUGAAUGAACAGAAUACUCUUGAGAUCAAAGAAUUCAAAAAGUACGGCCCUUUUGACCCCUAUAUCAAUGCCAAGAAUAAUGACAAUGAGACUGCGCUGCACUGUGCUGCUCAGUAUGGCCACACGGAAGUUGUGAAGGUUCUCCUGGAGGAACUGACGGACCCCACGAUGCGCAAUAACAAGUUCGAGACGCCUCUGGAUUUGGCCGCACUCUAUGGAAGGCUGGAGGUUGUGAAGAUGCUGCUGAAUGCUCACCCCAAUCUUUUAAGCUGCAACACUAAGAAACACACACCCCUGCACCUGGCAGCUAGGAAUGGACAUAAAGCUGUAGUCCAUGUCCUCCUAGAUGCUGGCAUGGAUAGCAACUACCAGACUGAGAAGGGCAGUGCUUUGCACGAGGCUGCUUUGUUUGGCAAGACAGACGUGGUACAAAUAUUACUGGCUGCAGGUAUUGAUGUGAAUAUAAAAGAUAACAGAGGCCUGACAGCUCUGGAUAUUGUGAAGGAACUUCCGUCUCAGAAAAGCCAACAAAUUGCAGCUCUCAUUGAAGAUGACACAACUGGGAAGAAGAGUGCCAAAGCGACAGAGAAGGCUCUGCCAACACCUGUCAUUCCUGCCACUGAACCUGCAGUCCGGAUACCACAGGGUGAUGUGGAGAAAGCAGUGACUGAACUGAUCAUAGACUUUGAAAUGAACCCAGAGGAGGAGUGUCCUUAUGAAGCUUUAUACAAUGCAACAUCCUGUCACUCAUUGGACAGCCUCGCCAGUGGGAGGUCUUCAGACAGAGACUCUGUGAAUAAGGAAGCAGAGACAACGGGUCUUAAGGCAGCGGGAAUCAGGCCUAGAGAGCGUCCACCCCCUCCUGCCAAGCCACCCCCUGAUGAAGAGGAGGAGCAUGUGGAGAAGAAGCUAGGUCGCAGUGCUUCGUGUGAGGCCUCUGUGGUGCGGAGGAAGAGCAGGGGAAAUGCCGCCGAGGAAGAGGAGGAGCAUCCUUAUGAGCUGUUGCUUACUGCAGAAACUAAAAAGCCGCUUGCAGUGGAUAGAAAAACAAAAGGGGAAUCGCCAUCUUCAGGUGCUGUCAGCAGUCACCAGCUUCAGGCCAACCCCCGAAAAGGCACGUCUUCCCAAGAUGGUCAAUGGCCAUUGAAUCGCCAAGGUUCUUCCGACCUCUCUUAUAGCCAUUCUGAGCAAUAUCCAAACCCCGAAUCAUGCAUGAUUGAGACCUCAACAGACCACAGGAGGAGCAGUGACAGCCGGAGCCAAGAUUCGGCAGACAGCCAGGACAUCCAGGUCCCAGAGCAGUUUUCAGGGUUACUCCAUGGCUCUUCCCCGGUGUGUGAGAUAAACGAGGAUCCUUUCAGGCUCCUUUCUUCUGUGGCCAAAGGAGGCACGGAGGGCACAGGCCACUCACCUGCCAUGCAGUUGGAGGAUGUUGAUUUACCUGUCUCUGGAUCAGUACGGACCAGUUCUCCUGAGCAAAACCAGAAAGCGAUCUACGCAAAAGUCCAGCCCAAAAACAUCCAACAGGCAGAACCUGAAACUGCAGUGACUCCCCAAGUGCCGCAGCACCCUGGUGGUGCAGAGGAAGAGGGAGACAGAGGCGGUGCUGGGGGCCGAGCUCACCUAGGAGGCAAGCCCAAAGCAGAGCUCAAACUCAGUCGUAGCUUGUCCAAAUCGGACUCCGACCUCCUGACCUGCUCACCGACCGAGGACGAUGCCAUGGGGAGCCGGAGCGAAUCACUCUCAAACUGCAGCACUGGGAAGAAAAGGCUGGAGAAAUCUCCGUCUUUUGCUUCGGAGUGGGAUGAGAUUGAGAAAAUCAUGAGCUCCAUCGGUGAAGGCAUUGACUUUUCUCAGGAACAGCAGAGGAUCUCAGGUUCACGGAUGCUGGAGCAGAGUGUCGGGGAGUGGCUGGAGUCCAUCGGCCUGCAGCAAUAUGAGAGUAAGCUGCUUUUGAACGGCUUUGACGAUGUCCGCUUCAUGGGCUGUAACGUAAUGGAAGAUCAGGACCUUCGGGAGAUCGGGAUUAGCGACCCGCAGCACCGCAGGAAACUUCUCCAGGCCGCACGUCCCCUUCCGAAGGUGAAAUCUCUGGGUUGUGAUGGGAACAGCCAGCCUUCGGUUCCCGCUUGGCUUGACUCUUUGGGGCUGCAGGACUACAUUCAGUCCUUCCUGUCGAGUGGCUACAGCUCUAUUGACACUGUGAAAAACCUCUGGGAGCUUGAAAUAGUAAAUGUGCUGAAGGUGAAUCUGCUUGGCCAUCGGAAGCGAAUCAUUGCCUCCUUGGCAGACAGACCGUAUGAGGAGCCACCCCAGAAACCACCACGGUUCUCGCAGCUGAGGUGCCAGGAUCUGAUGUCCCAGACUUCCUCACUGCUGAGCCAGACUGACUCCUACACAGGGAGGUCUGCGGAGCUCUUGCUGCCUUCGGGGGAUACUGGGAAGAGGCGACAUGAUAGUGGCCAUGAUGCUGCUUCUCACCCCAGAGCUGACAGAUACAAAGCACAGGAGGAGCACCGUGAGUCCAGACUGACUCUCAGGCCCCCGAGUCUUGCUGCGCCAUAUGCACCUGUCCAGAAUUGGCAACACCAGCCUGAGAAGCUCAUUUUCGAGUCCUGUGGGUACGAGGCCAACUAUCUGGGCUCCAUGUUAAUCAAAGACCUGCGAGGGACGGAGUCGACGCAGGAUGCCUGUGCAAAGAUGAGGAAAUCCACGGAGCAUAUGAAGAAGAUCCCAACCAUAAUAUUAUCCAUCACUUACAAAGGGGUGAAGUUCAUAGAUGCUUCUAACAAGAAUGUCAUCGCCGAGCACGAAAUCCGGAACAUCUCCUGCGCGGCCCAGGACCCCGAGGAUCUCUGCACGUUCGCCUAUAUCACCAAGGACCUGCAGACCAGCCACCACUACUGCCAUGUCUUCAGCACCGUUGAUGUGAACCUGACAUAUGAAAUCAUCCUGACGUUGGGACAAGCGUUUGAAGUCGCCUAUCAGCUGGCCCUCCAAGCCCAAAAAUCAAAACCCACCAGUGCUUCGGCAGCGGAAACGAUAGAAACAAAAUCUUCCAAACCGGUGCCUAAACCCAGAGUCGGCAUGAGGAAAUCCGCAGUGCCGCUCCCUCCCGAUAGUCGCUGUUGUUACUGUCACUCCUGUACUACACACCGUCCCUCCUAUCUGCCGCUGCAGUCUGUUAGUCAAGGAGCUAAGUUGGAGCCAUCUGAAGUGGACCAAGACUCCCAGUCUCAUGCCAGUGUCUCCUGGAUUGUUGAACCCAAACAGGAUUCUAAGAGGACCCUCAGCACUAAGUAUGAGACCACUAUCUUCUAAAAAAAGCAACCCUGUGUCCACCUAGUCUAACCGUGCCUUUGCGAUCUGAUCUGUCUGCUGUUCUAAACUCCCUCUCCCUCCAGCUGCUGGCACUGAGCUCCACCUCUAGGGGCUACACCAUCAGAGGCAGCAGCUCUAGAAUACUGUAGACUAAACAGCUUUUGUAUCUGAUCACUACUGAACACUGUGAAUUCUCCUUACUCGGAAACAAGGGUAACAUGCGGAGAGAAUGACCUGUUAGAUACCUGUAAGGUGGGAGAUGCAGAGGGUUGGAAGCUGCGAGAGUCUGAGAUGUGGAUCCGGGAAGCCGCCUGCCAUUUCACAUUUUCCCCCUUGCUGCGGCACUGAAUCUCUGGGGGCAACGUGACACUUCCUGGGCCUUUUUGUAUUUAACAUUCUUAUCCUUGGACUGCUGUAGACCUCUUGUCUCGGAGGUGCGCACACUCACUCGUUCUAGGUUCUGUACUGAGCCACAGCUGUAUACUGUUUCAGCGAACUGUUACCCCUCUUUUUACCUGUCAUCUGAACCAACACUAACCAAUGUGAUCCUGUCUGCAAAUAAUCCAUUCACUAGAUUUCCUCGCAUGGAUCCUGUGUGCAAUCUCUUCCCCCCCACCCCACCCCGAAGUUCAGUGUUGCAAACCUGAUUGCACAGCUAAUGUGAGAGCUGCUCUGGGCCGCUUACACAGCGGUUGCUCUCACUGUGCACAUUGACCCUUCUUAGGGAUCAGGAUUGGUGUUGUGUAUAUAUAGGAAACGCCCGGCAGCAGCUUCUCAGCUGCCCCACUGAAGUCAUUGUGUGGGUUUCAUCCUGUCUUGUUGGAUUUGAUGCAGGGCCUUUCUAUUCAAACCAAUCAAACUGCUUGAGAGCUACCAGCUUGGUUCUCCCUUUUAGAACUAUACAUGGGUUAAGCUUUUAAAGGCACAUGUGACUAAUGCUGUACUGGGUGUGGGGCGGGGACUGAACUAUUUGUUGUCUGGCCAAAGCAGACUGAGGAGCUGGGAACUUUGCUCUGUUCAGCAGGUUUCCUGCAUGUUAACUUUGAUCCCAUUUCUCCCUUGGGCAGGAAGAAAGUACAAGUCUUCUGCAGAUCACAAGGCUAUUAAAUGCUGUGCAAUGACAGCUAGAGCGAUCUUGAAACAACUGCCAUUUCUCCAUCCCUUGGCAAUGGGAUUACCCUUAGGGAGGGCCCUAGGUGCCUGGGUACCCUAAGUGCAUACACCUCCCCCUUUCCGUUCACCUCAUUUCCUUGUCUGCAAAGUUUCUGAGCCCAUGGUUGGCUAGAUAGAUGUGUCUGUGGCUGCUACUUUAGUUCCUAAAUGUGACUCGGACCCCUUAUAACUGAAACCACAGAGCACAUGCUGCUGUGCAGGCCGAGCAGAGCUGGGACCUCGUUUGGAGGGUGGCCUCUGUGCCAUAAAGUAGUUUGUUAGCCAGUGACCAUGGUGAUACAAAUACAGUAGAGCCUCAGCGUUAUGAACACCAGAAUUAGAAACUGAGUCAACCACACACCUCAUCUGGAACUGGAAAUAUGCCAUCAGGCAGCAGCAGAAAGACACACAAAAGUAAAUGCAGUAUAGUACUGUGUUAAACGUAAACUACUAAAAAAAAAUGAAGGGAAAGUUUAAAAACAAUUGACAAGGGAAGGAAACUGUUUCUGUGCUUGUUUCAUUUAAAUUACGAUGGUUAAAAGCAGCAUGUUUCUUCUGCACAGUAAAGUUUCAAAGCUGUGUUAAGUCAAUGUUCAGUUGUAAAUUUUUGAAAGAACAACCAGUGUGUUUUGUUCAGAGUUAAACAUUUCAGCAUUAUGAACAACCUCCUUUCCUGAGGCGUGCGUAACUUUGAGGUUCUGCUCUAUUCUCUUGAGGUGCCCUGGUGAAUUCCCGACUGGGCUGUGUUUAUGGCCAGCCCUGAUUAAAGUGGGCAAAAUGUAUAAGGCUCAUUGAUAGCAUGAAACUGAGGAGGAAGGAUGGUCUGUAUAAGCAUUGGACCAGGGAGUCGGAACUGCUGGUUCUGUCACUGACUUGCUGUGUGACCACGUCCCUUAACCUCAGUUUCCCCCUUUAUCAAAUGGGGAUAAUCUCUCUCCCUCACAGAGGUGAUGUGAGGCUUAAUCAGUUUGCAAAGCAAUUUGAGAGCCUCUAAGGAAAGGCACUAUGUGACUAGCAUGUAGUAGUAGUCCUGUGACAACAACCCACUAUGCUCCGCUUCACUCUCUCUCCUGCCACAUGAAAUACCAGUCUCAUAAGGGAGGUUGCACCUUGGAUUCUGACCAGCGUUCUAAAGUCAGACUGAAAACCACCUAUUCCUUUCUAAGGAAGCACCUGGCUGUGUGGGACAGUAGGGGUUAGUACAGCAGCCAUUCAGCUGUCACACUGGACAAAGAUCACAAAUGUGUUUGAUCCUAGUCUAAUUCCAAGCAUACCAACAUCAUUUAUUUUGCACCAUUAGCAGAAUCUGCUCAUAGGAAAAUCAGCAGUGGGAGAGUUGCAGGUGACAAUCAAGGUGUGGUAGGAAGAGAGCUGUGAAGGAAGCUGGACAGCUACUACCUACGCUAUUCUUACCUCUGCUUCGUGAUGGUUUUCAUGAACAGUUUAAAACCUGCAUCUUCUCCUCCUCCCCAAAUAUCCAUCUCUAAACACACACAGUGUGUCCAUACUGGCUCUUGAAUCUUAAGCAAACCCCAUUUACUGAUGCAACCUCGAUUGUCCAGAGCAGGAACUAAGGGUAUAAGAGUUUUCUUCAGAUGUCAUAAUCUCUGCAGCAACCAACCACCCCAAAUGUGGUAAUUCAGCCUGGAUCCUCGCUUGUUGUGUAUUAGAACCAAUAAGGAUCACUUUUUAGUGGGCUAUUGAUUUUGCAUCAGUCUUUUCUCUCCUUUUCUCCCCUCCAGCCCAGUAAUUAUACUAGAAUCUUGUGUUUCAAAAUCUUUAUCUAGCUCCUUCCUUGGAAUGAGUCUGAUCUCCCAGUCCUCAGGGCCAUGGCCUAACAAGGCAAACAGAGUUCAGAAAUAACCUGGUUAGUAAGUAUCCAAGUAAAGAGGGUAGGAGGAUAUUUUGUAAAGCACAAAGAAUAAAAUCUCAGUCUUGUACAUAGAUUUAACAUAUCACGCACCCCUGGCCCCCAUGGUAAGGGAUUACAGAUGCUUAGACAAAAGAAUCCUUAACUAGAGAAAUACUACAGUGAAUGCCCAGAACACUGCAGUGUUACUGUUAACUGUAGUGGUUUGGGCACUUGCUGUAGAAUACGGUGGUAUUUUUACAGGCUGCUGCGUAUUGUUUGGCAAGCUGUGAACGGCGCUCUGAAACCUCUUUUCAAUCGUUCAGAAGAGAUGUUCAAUCAGGAAUGCAAGUGAUGGUGUGCUUUUAUGCUUAAGAGUUUACCAUCAGUUACAGCUACCCACAUACAGACCCGAUUUUUGGAGGAGCUGAGCCCUUGCAACUGCCAGUGUCUUCAGUGGGUUCUCAGCGCCUUUAAAAAAAAAAAAAAAAAAAAAAAAGGGGGGGGGGGGGUUUGUUGUGCGUGUGCCUUUUUAAUGCUGACCUCUGACCCUAGGUGGAAUCACAGCAGCCCUGUCUGAACAGAGGGCUUGUGCUGUGCACCUGUAGCUCUCACCAAUUUGUGGCUCUAUUAUUUCUCACUGCUUGGUCAUACACCCUUCUCCCCCCCCCAGCAUUGGUUUGAACGUGACUCAUGAAAUUAUUCAUUGCAUUUUUGCCUUUCUGUUAACGUUGUCCCCUGUUCUGUUUGCCUCUGGAAAGCUGAUAUGCAGGCAGCUGUGUGCUACCAUGGAAAUGUAGUAACGGGGCAGAGACCUAAGAAGCAGUGGUCCCCCAAGAGGAUGAAGAUCUCCACCCGGCACUGAUGUCUGCCUCUUUGAAUAUGUUCAUGACUGCUGCGUAAGGGCUUCCACAAUUGAGGGGGGAAAAGGGAUCCCAGCAACCAGCUGACAAAAGCAGCUAUGCAUUCCUAGCAAAGGAGAUUUGAGACUUCUGAGCUCAAGGGAGUGAUACCUUAUUUUCUAGUCUGUUGCAACAAAUCUUUUUUUAAAGAGGUUUUUUUCCUUUUACAUGCAAUGAUACGAAGCAAAACAAAUCCACAACUUAAAUGUAGCAUGUUGCAAUUUUUUGGGGUGGAACAACCCUUAGUAAAUUAAGAUUCCACAGUACUGUCCUGUCCUACAAAGAGUACGGUAAAAAGUCUUAGCAAUGGCGCUAGUAUGUGUAUGUCUAAUGGUACUUUAAUUCACCUCGGAUCUUGGUGGGUAGUAGAAAACAAUUCCAAGAUUUUGGUCAUAGUUGUUUGUUCCAAAUUCUGAAACUCAGCUGCAUGGGUUUUCAUGCACUUUUUUUCUUUAAAGCCACUCCAAGCCUAAAUGGGAGAUGGAUAUAAUUUAAGGAAAACUGUCUGUAAAGGGGUUACAAUCCUAGUGAUUAUCACUGGGUAUCACCCAUGGUACGAAACCUGCUUUCUAGAGAACUGUUGCAUUGCAAUACUUGAUGUUUUUAUGGUAAGGAGGACACAAUUACUUUCCUUUCCAUUAGUUUAUCACACUGAAUAACUGGAGAGUUUGCUCCUUUCUAUACCCUCUUGCAUCUGCCAUGUUUUUUAAAUGCAGUUAUGUGCUACUGGGUUGGGUUUUUAAAGUCUGAUUGUGAUUUAACACUUUGAUACUAGCUCAUUAUUGAAUUACCAUUAGUGUAACAGUAUUUCAGAAUAUGAACCAACAAGGAGUUAUAUUCUGGGCAUUACACUGAAACAGACCAUACCUGAUCAUAAAUUUUAAUCAAUCUAAGGAUGGUUGGUCCCAAGCAGUCUCACAUUCUUAAACAGAACACAAUCUUGAAGGUGCUUUGUAAUUACGCUUCAUUUAAACUACCUGAGUAUUUAAUGGUGGCUUUGGCUGUGACAGUUGUGUGAACUGUUUUCCAGUGCCCUGACCAUCAGGACCUUGUUGGAAGGAGAGAUGGUAAAAUGGCAUGACUUGGUUCUUGAGAUGUAAAAACAGGGCAUGCCAUGCCAUUGCUUUGGUCUCAGGCAGGUGUGAUGGUUUGGUGGUGCCCUGCUGCUUAGUAGAACUUUGUGUCUUAGCUAUUUGUUUUUAACUCCAGUUACUGCUGUAUCUGUCAGGAUUUAAUUUAGUCUCAUUCCAGUUGAUGGUGAGUGCUGAGAGAAACAAACAAUCCCCAGGGCCUAGACCUAUCAAUGAUUGGUGAGUGGGAAAACAAGCUCUUUUUUUAAAAUGAGUGCAUUUUAGGAAACUUAACAUUCCUUCUUAUGCCUAUGUUGCAGUUCAUACUGAUAUAAGUGUAAAUAUUUGGUGUGUUAGCAACAAGUCUGUUUGCAGAGAUUGAACCCUUGCCUUGGAGGAGGGAUAGCUCUCUGUUGGAUGCAGGAGCUUUUGAGGUUGGCUGGCAGUAAUAGUGAUGAAGACUCCAGUCUUGCUGUUGUCUCCAGUGAUUCAACAACCCCCUUCGCUGUUUUCUUGCUAGGUGUUUGUUUUCUCCUAGACACAGAAUAUGUAUUGCAGGGGAGCUGAGCUUUGGUAGUGUAUGUUUUCAAGGUACUUGCCUAGUAGGGCUCUCCUCCUGGACCCCAGCCUAUCUUUUCAGGAGUUCAAGUGGCUCCCAAUCUCUUAGUACUUUGCCAUUUGUGCACUGUUCAGGCUCUUGUGUUCCUACAGGCAUUCACAGUAUCUGGAGGAAAGUGUCCUAAAUUUCAGGUGCUGAAUGUGAUUAAUUUUUAAAGUUCUGAGCAAGUUCUGUUACCCACCUGUGAUCCACUUCCUUCCCUUUUUCAAAGGAUAGACAGUAUUCUAGAGCAAUCUCUGUUUGUAUUUGAUAAGGGUCCAGGCUGAGAACUCUAGACAGAUGUCAAAAUUAAUAGCUGAAUUGUCUUCUUAAAAUGAGGGUGCAGUCGUUUGAUGUAUUCAGCUUAAAGUGGCUGUAUCCUAUUCUAUACCUAUUAAAAAAAAUGGUAAUCUUGGCUGUUCAGUUUUGCCUUUAGAAGGAAGUUAUUUGGAUUUCUGAGCCCCCCCCCAUUCCCCUGGCAGAAAAAUGGUAUUUGGGUGUGUUUCAAGGGGAAGCUGAGCUGGACUGCUGCUCUUUGUGAGGCUGCUGCAAUGGACAGAGCAGACACCAAAUGGUAUCCCUGAGCAACUCUAUUUCUUGAGCUGUGAAACUGACCUGGGCUCAGCUACAUUAACACUCCCUCAUUCCAGAGUUCAGCUAUCUCUCAGCAGGCAUUUCUGUGGUUUCCCUUAUGCUUACAUCAGUUGAGUGCAGUAGGAUUUCAUUUUAUAACAAGUGCUCUGUUUGCAACUCCAGGCUUCCUUUUUGAUCCUACAUUGGCAUAUUUAGAGGUACCUGUACAACCAGAAGCCAUUUUGAUGCUUGAAAUGAGUGCUAACUCAAAUUUUUUUGUCUUUUGAAAAAUAACCUGAGAUUUCCCCAACAGGGCAGAGAACAGUCAACUUCAGUUUGCAAUGUAGACCUUUUUGCUAAUUGUGAUGUAUGGCAGUGGGACUGAUUUGUAAUAAAAAUGUUAUUUAAUCUCUCUGUAUUUUGAUACUUGAAUUUUCUUUUAUUUUCCUGUAUAUACAAUUGUUAAUCUGUUUGAAUUUUAAACAUCUUGUGGUACCAAACAUAACCAAUCUGUGCAACAACAUAGACUGACCUCACUACAAGGCAAGAUUGUAAAUAUUUCUGGGCUUCCAGCAGUCGUUUUGUUGUUUUUCAUAACUGUACAACUUAGAACAGACUGAAUUAAUAAAUAAACUCAGACACACCUUU